Molecule: messenger RNA, 651 nt
Organism: Plasmopara halstedii
Lineage: Eukaryota; Oomycota; Peronosporomycetes; Peronosporales; Peronosporaceae
Product: Galactose-binding domain-like
Exons: 8
Coding region: 1-651 (216 amino acids)
Biological process (GO): single strand break repair
Cellular component (GO): nucleus
Molecular function (GO): damaged DNA binding
Source: RefSeq, a predicted model, not a curated record
AUGGCGGGUAAAAGGUGGCAGCAGCAGAGACAAGAGAUCAGGAACAAAGGAGUAAAGAUCAUCGGAUUUCAAGUGAGAUCGGCUACGAGUGCUGCAGGCGCGGGCUCAACGAAUAAUCUGCUGCAGUAUUCAACUCGCGCAUGUUGGCAGAGCUAUGUGAGCCCAACGGAAACGCUCAUUUUGGCGCUAGAAACAAAAGCAUUGUUAUCAGAAAUACAAAUUUUGAAUAAGAACGCAUGUACGGUCAGUGUGAGCGUGGCAGUACAAAAUAAACAACGAUCCUACAUUCAUGUGACGCGAAUGGAAAAUUUGCCACAUAACCGGGAGGUACGUGUCUUGAUGCCCUUCUUUCCCUGUAAUUUUGUUCGACUACAUUUUGAACAGAAGGCACUACCUUAUAUUGCUGUGUAUGCAAUUCAGCCUCUUGGCAUUUCUAGUGAUGAUAUCGAAGCUGAGUGUGGUCCAGCUCUCUGCACGAUACUAAAUCAGACAACUGAGAACCUUUUAUUCGGCUCCUCUUUACGUGCAAGCCAGUCUUUUAUGGACUGUCUUAGCGCCCAUUAUUCCGGUUCUCCCGAGUGGAUGGCGAGUCGACGUAAAUAUCUUCUGGACGAAAGAAUUGCGCGCUUGGAAGCUGCAUUAUUUGACUAG